Trematomus bernacchii (emerald rockcod) is the source of this 1115-nucleotide messenger RNA. RefSeq names its product inosine-uridine preferring nucleoside hydrolase-like. Gene Ontology annotation, molecular function: hydrolase activity, hydrolyzing N-glycosyl compounds. The coding region runs from base 104 to 1060 and encodes 318 amino acids. The record is from RefSeq and is a predicted model, not a curated record. The transcript has 8 exons. NCBI's taxonomy places the organism in Eukaryota, Metazoa, Chordata, Actinopteri, Perciformes, Nototheniidae.
UCUGCCCUUUAAAAAGGAGACUCGUCAGGGGAAGUCUGUCUGCAGCCGCCUCUCCACCUGCAACACACACAUCAGCAAACACCGUCAACAUCUGCCCGCCAGGAUGAAGAAGAAGCUGAUCCUCGAUGUGGACACCGGGGUGGACGAUGCUCACGCCAUCAUGAUGGCCCUGGCCGCCCCCGACGUGGAGGUUUUGGGGAUCACCUGCUGCCACGGCAACACCCCCCUGGACAACGUCCUCAAAAACACGCUGCGUGUCCUGCAGGCAGCAGGCAGGCUGGAUAUCCCAGUGUAUGCCGGCUGUGAUAAACCCCUGCUGGCCCGUAAGCAGCACGCUGGAGAUUACCACGGGAAGGACGGGCUGGGGGACGUCCCGGACCCCAACGCCCCGGGGCUGGAGCUGCUGCACAAGAAGAACGCUGUGAAGGCCAUGAUGAAGAUGAUCAACGAAAACCCCGGAGAGGUGACUCUGGUUGCCACGGCGCCCCUCACUAACCUGGCCGUCGCCGCGCAACUGAACCCCAGGAUCUCUAAGAAACUGAAGGCGCUCUACAUCAUGGGAGGAAACACUGAAUCCAGAGGCAACACUACAACAUGUGGAGAGUUUAACUUCGUGGCUGACCCCGAGGCGGCCUACAUCGUGUUGGACCGCUACACCUGCCCCACCUACAUCGCCACCUGGGAGUUCAGCUGCAGGAACAGCCUGCCCUGGUCCUGGUGUGAUGAGCUACUGGCCCUAAACACACCAAAAGCCAACUUUGUGAAGACUAUCUCGUGCCUUUCCAACAAAAAAGCUCGGUCUGCAGACUACCAAAAGGAGAUCACAGAAGGAAAAGGCUUCAACUCCUGUGACACCUACGCUUUGGCCGCCGCCAUCAAUGAUACUCUCAUAACAAAGAGUGAAGAGGUUGCAGUGACAGUGGAGCUGGAGGGGAAAUUCACCCGAGGCAUGAUGGUGCUGGACUACAUGGGCCAGCUGAAGAAGAAGCACAAGGUCUUCAUCAUGAAGGAAAUCGACAAGGAGAAGUUAAAGCAGAUGUUCAUGAACUCAAUGAAGUAGGAAUGAAACACAUCAAUUGGGUGCAUCAGAAUGAAUAAACGUGACUUUCACAAUG